CUGUCAGGGGGAGGCUUCUCUGGUGAUAGUUUAAAACCCACGAUGCAUGCGCAGUUUGGGUUUGGAUUUUUAAAAAAACUACGCCAUAUUGGAUCGGUAUAGUGUAUACCAGUUUCUAGCAUUUAGAAAUUAGCGGUUCUUGUUUCGUUCGGGCUUGUGUAGCUUACUUUGUUGGUUUUAAAAAGAAAAAAAUCGGGUUUACUGUCGCCGUUUAAAGGACUAAACGCGUGCAUUUUAACAGAAAACGGGAUUCAAGAAAGGUUUGUUAGAUUACAGAAGUUGAAUGGAUCCGAGGGUAGCUUGGAUUCAGCCUGAACAGAAAGGACCUGCUAAUGCCUUGUGGAUGCAUAUAUGGGAGACCUCUCAGGGAGUCCGGACCAAUUCAAGCCAUCACUAUCACCACAAUAUCGCUGUCAACUCGCCGGCUUUGGACUCCAGUUUUUUUAAAAAUGGAACAACUGCGGCUCCUAAAAGCUGCUGCAGCAGCCAUCAGAGUCGUGCUGCCAGCAAUGAUGUUACUAUUUCUUCCACUGUUUCAAACAGCAACGUGAACUGUCCCCCUUCUACCCAGUACAUCAGCACGGCAAGGGUAGGAGAGGGGAAAAGGUUGCAAAAGACCCCCUCUCUAUCUUCUUCAUCUACGUCCUCCUCAGUGGAGUCUGGCACGGAAAGCCCUUCGUCCACAUUUUCUUUGGCAAGGACUAGUAAUGGUAAUAUAAAUAAGUAUGCUGGUAGCAACUUAUUUUUCAAUUUCAGCGAGAAUUUGUACAAUGUGAAUAAUCACAGCCACCAGCAGCAGCAGCACCAGCACCAACAGCAAAACCACAAUCGCCAUAAUUAUCAAGGCACUACUACGACUAGUAUAAACAACCAUCACCCAGGCCGGAGAAAAAGUGAAAAUAAAGCGAGCACCUACGGGAUAAACUAUCUGCUUUCCAGCUGGAGUAACGGCAAUUAUCAGCUUUGCUCUGGGACCCCCUGGAAGAAAAGGAAAUAUAGCCCAGGCAUUAAUGGCCUCCAUGAAGAGAUCAUUGACUUCUAUGACUUCAUGUCUCCACGCCCUCAAGAAGCAGCUAUGCGUGAAGAUGUGGUGAGGAGGAUAGAAACGGUUAUAAAAGACCUGUGGCCUACAGCCGAUGUUCAGAUUUUUGGCAGCUUUAGUACAGGACUUUAUCUCCCAACAAGUGAUAUUGAUUUGGUUGUCUUUGGGAAAUGGGAGCGACCCCCUUUGCAGCUAUUGGAACAAGCACUACGGAAACACAAUGUGGCUGAGCCUUACUCAAUUAAAGUCCUUGACAAAGCUACGGUACCAAUAAUCAAACUCACUGACCAAGAGACUGAAGUGAAAGUAGACAUCAGUUUCAACGUAGAAACUGGCGUGAAGGCAGCUCAGUUUAUCAAGGGCUACAUUCAGAAAUAUACCAUCCUGCCUUACUUGAUAUUUGUAUUAAAGCAGUUCCUCCUUCAGAGGGAUUUGAACGAGGUUUUUACGGGCGGGAUUAGCUCUUACAGCCUCAUUUUAAUGGUCAUCAGCUUCCUGCAGUUGCACCCAAGAAUUGAUGCCAGAGGACCCAAUGUCAAUCUUGGCAUACUUCUGAUUGAAUUCUUUGAGCUUUAUGGAAGGCAUUUCAACUAUUUGAAAACCGGUAUUCGGAUUAAAAAUGGAGGUGCUUAUGUUGCCAAAGAAGAAAUCAUGAAAGUCAUGGUAAACGGUUACAGACCGUCAAUGUUGUGCAUUGAAGACCCUUUCUUGCCAGGAAAUGAUGUGGGCAGGAGUUCCUAUGGUGCCAUGCAAGUGAAACAGGUGUUUGACUAUGCUUACAUUGUGCUUGGUCAUGCUGUAUCGCCACUUGCAAGGUCUUACCCCAACAAAGACUCUGAGAGCACUUUAGGUCGAAUAAUUAAAGUGACCCAAGAGGUUAUAGAUUACAGGGAAUGGAUCAUAAAGAAGUGGGGAGGGAGAAGCAGCCCACGGUUGGAUACUUGUGAUCCAGGUAUAAAGACAUCUGAGCAGAUGGAGCACAGCAGCCUGAAUCUUGUGAGUGAGCAACUCCAGAACCGUGAUUCUGUGUCGCCACGCAGCAUGGAUUCCCCGAUGUCCAUGUCCAGCCCCCAGCAGCACUCCUCUGGCUCAUCGGCGUCCUCUGUCUCGUCGCUCUCUGGAAGUGACAUUGACUGUGAUUCAACUCCUUGUCCAGCCACGAACAUUCACCCAUUUCCAAUCCAAGCACUACCGUUGGCCUCGCUAGCGCCUGCACUGCAAAUGCCAAUUGGAAAGCCAAAUCUGCCUGGGGCAUUGAUAAUGUCUUCCAGCUCCCAGGCUAGACUGUCCAUGCCAGGUGCCCUUGCUGUUAAGUCACUGCCUGGCAGACAUGUUUGUAUAGAAGGGGCACCUCCUUUGAAUGUGGUCUUUCAUAUGCCCCCUCCGGCUGCUCCUCCUGCCCCACCCAGCCCUCUGCCAAGUCCCCACCUGCAUCACAAGAUGCACAACGGGCCAAAAUAUUCCAUAAAAGAAGUCAGUAUCCCAGGGACUGCCCACAACCCCAUGAUGGGGGCCAUGAAGCAGCCUGUUAAUACCCGGGGGCAGAACCAAUACAACCGUAACACCUGGCGAAGGAGGAAGCACACGAGAGAAAGCUUACCUAUCAGCCUUAGCAGAUGAGAAGAUUGCUUCCAUGUCUUGAAGCUGGAGUUCACUGACCUAUAAUCAUUUUUAUAAACGCCAGACCGAGGAACAAGACCAGCAUUCUCUAAUUCGGCCAGUGGGUAUGCCUGUAUAUCCGCGGCUGAUUCUUUGCAUGUUUCCUGUAUGGUGGUCAAGAAACCAUCUUGCAGAUGGUAUUAUUCAGUGCUGAGUAUCUGUGAAGACUUGUUUUUGGAUGUUCAUAUUUAUUUUUUUAAACCAUGUUUUUUCCAUUCAGUGAUGGACACAGCUCAUGUUGAUGACCUACAGGAGCAUGAGGAAGCAACAGCGCUUCUGUUUUAAGCACUACUGUCAAAUAAAUGGAAAGUUAAUGACUUCUGCCCUUUUGUCUUUCGAAGAUGACCUGUCCCAGAUCAUCCUGGCAAAGCUGCCCUUUUCUUUUUUUCAUACUCAUUGCAGACUUUUUUUACUAUGUACAUAUGGAACAAAUUGUUUAUCAUUUGUGCAAUAACUGUUUUUAGAAGAAAAAAAAGUUGUAUUUAAUUUUUAUGGAUGUCAUAUGUUUAAGUUAUAUUAAUGUUGAAAUGUUUAUUUUUAUUUUUUUAUUAUUGCUUUGAGUUUACAAACCUUUCCCAGGUUGCAUUCUUUUCAGGUUUAACAUUUUAAAUGAACAGAGGGUGGUGGGUGUGGGGGAGGGGGAGAGGAGUCAAAUGAAAGCACAGUAAAUUAGGAACAGAUUCGGUGUUAAUGUAUGUAACCUGUUUUUAUGCAAGGGACCCAUAAAAGCAUUUGCUUAAGUGGUGCCCAGUAAACCGAAUGUGGAGAAAGGAAUUAUUUUGAUUCCGUUCGGGGAAUCUGAAGAGCAGUAUGCAUUUGUUCUGUUAAGAGCAACACAAUCUAAUCAAACCUUACCAAGUACUUCAGUACCUGUAUGCGUUGCCAGACGUAUUAUAUUUUUUACAGUAUUGCAACGUGGUGCAGCAAGUAUGUAGUGCACACACUGUAUUGCUGGCACGUAGAAGUUACUGAUGCAUACAGGUAUACUAUGCAAGUCGUCGUCGCCCCCCCCCCUCCCCCCCCCCCAAUUUAAUUAAAUUUUCAUGGUGACCACUUGUUACCAUUUUGAACUAAGGAUUAGACUGCCUAGCCAUGAGUUUUAAAAGCACCAUGGUGGUACCAAUGGAUAAGUCACAAUCUUCCAUGAUACCUAUUUUGUGUAAGUUUAGAGGAGCUAUUUGUUUUUAAAUUGCAGUUACCUAUCUCCAAUGAGCACUACUAGGCAAUAUAUCUUCCAACAGUGGCUGAAAAUGUACUUUAAGGGGCUUUUCCAUAACUUCCAGAAUGUUGGUUUUGAAAGACUUAAGCAGAGUUUCAUAUGCUGCUGUUUUAAAGGCAUAACAAAUUAGAUUGGCAUAUCUUUAGCAGCAAGAAAGCCAACUGCCGUUUUGCCCGUUACAUGCAAUUAUUUCGAUAGUAGUUUUCACUUUUGUUACUAGAUUCCAGUGUAGAUUAGCAAUUUACAGUUGUCGACAGUCAUUUAAAUCUGAAAAAAAGACUAAUAAUUAGACCAAGUGCAUUACAGGAAAUACCAUCAUGUUCCAUUCUACAGUAUAUGGAUUUAUCCAGGUUUAUGUAAACAUGUAGAAGUACUGUACAAAACAGUGCUUUUGUAUUUAUGCAGACAAUACUCAAAUUGGCUUUUGCUGUUACUACCUUUUAAAUCUGGCAGACAUUUUUGUGCUAGAUUUCUCACAUCAUGCGCCAUUCGUCAUGAAUGAUGAACCAAACAUUUCUUGCCUGGCUGCCACUGUGGUUAUAUCUUAACUGGUCACGACACAGAAGGAAGUAUCAUGUUUAAAAGUUUGUUUUGUUUUUGUUUUUUGAAGACUACAUUUUUAUGUAAAGUUUUUCUAUUCUUUGAUUAUUUUUAAUAAACUUCUUAAAACAA
Molecule: messenger RNA, 4592 nt
Organism: Acipenser ruthenus (sterlet)
Lineage: Eukaryota; Metazoa; Chordata; Actinopteri; Acipenseriformes; Acipenseridae
Gene: tent4a
Product: terminal nucleotidyltransferase 4A
Exons: 13
Coding region: 284-2662 (792 amino acids)
Biological process (GO): RNA 3'-end processing
Cellular component (GO): TRAMP complex; nucleolus
Molecular function (GO): poly(A) RNA polymerase activity; mRNA binding
Source: RefSeq, a predicted model, not a curated record